Thunnus maccoyii (southern bluefin tuna) is the source of this 438-nucleotide messenger RNA. It is a transcript of the gene tmsb2, whose product is annotated as thymosin beta 2. The record is from RefSeq and is a predicted model, not a curated record. Lineage: Eukaryota; Metazoa; Chordata; Actinopteri; Scombriformes; Scombridae. Gene Ontology annotation, biological process: regulation of cell migration; actin filament organization. The transcript is spliced from 3 exons. Gene Ontology annotation, cellular component: cytoplasm. Gene Ontology annotation, molecular function: actin monomer binding. The coding region runs from base 99 to 236 and encodes 45 amino acids.
UUCCGUAUCGCUCUCCCUUCUCAAUCUCUGUACCUCUAUCCCUCCCUGCUCUCUCCGCUGGUGGAUUUUAGCCCACUGCUGUGUGGAACACCGCCAAAAUGUCUGACAAGCCCGACAUGACUGAGAUUGCCCGUUUCGACAAGACAAAGCUGAAGAAGACAGAGACAAAAGAAAAAAACCCUCUGCCCACCAAAGAGACCAUCGAGCAGGAGAGGAAAGGCGAUGCCACACCUUGACUUUUGAGCACAUGAAGAAAAGAAGCUGAGAUGCCACAGCAAAAAGCACUUUCUUUUGAUUAUCACAGUAUUUGAAUCUCUUGAUUUGUCUUCAGAAAAGGGUGCUCUUGAGCUCCCUGGGGGUGCUAUAAGGGUAUAUGGCAUCCUCACAUGGGGGCUCUCUUACCACAUCGGGUGAAAAACGUUAGCCUGGGUGCCUGUC